This is a messenger RNA of Sphaerodactylus townsendi, 2501 nucleotides long. RefSeq names its product SEC22 homolog B, vesicle trafficking protein (gene SEC22B). NCBI's taxonomy places the organism in Eukaryota, Metazoa, Chordata, Lepidosauria, Squamata, Sphaerodactylidae. The transcript is spliced from 5 exons. The record is from RefSeq and is a predicted model, not a curated record. Gene Ontology annotation, biological process: retrograde vesicle-mediated transport, Golgi to endoplasmic reticulum; vesicle fusion with Golgi apparatus; endoplasmic reticulum to Golgi vesicle-mediated transport. Gene Ontology annotation, cellular component: endoplasmic reticulum-Golgi intermediate compartment; Golgi membrane; SNARE complex. The coding region runs from base 82 to 1071 and encodes 329 amino acids. Gene Ontology annotation, molecular function: SNAP receptor activity.
CCACUCGGGUGCCUAGAUGCGCGCCGGCGGUGGCACGUGUGUGUAUGGUGGUUGCGCGCGAUCUGCGUGUAAACCUGUAGGAUGGCUGCUGUGGGAGUCGCGUGGCUGAGGUGGCGACAAGGAAGGGCCGCCUCAGGGGCGGGGAAAGCUCGGACUGGGGAGAGAGGCGGAGUCUGCUGGCCCCGCUCCGCUGCCCUAUUAUUGGGCCGGCGUGGAGUAAAACAGCCUCGGGCCGCCAAGAGCAGCUGCCGAGGAAGGGCUGUUCGAGGGUUAUCGACGAUGUACGAUUCGCACCGGAUAGCGGAACCAAAAAGCGGGGUGUCAGGGGCGAGCCGAGCCCUUGUGGAAGCCCGACCGGAAGCGAGGUUUUGUGCACGCCCCUUCCGGCCAGCUCAGUCCGUCCCGGGGGCUCUGGAGCGUCGUCGAGAUGGUGCUGCUCACGAUGAUUGCGCGGGUGGCGGACGGGCUGCCGUUGGCGGCCUCUAUGCAAGAGGACGAGCAGGCCGAGACUUGCAGCAGUACCAGAGCCAAGCCAAGCAGUUGUUCCGGAAGCUCAAUGAACAGUCUCCGACCAGGUGCACUUUGGAAGCAGGAGCGAUGGCUUUUCAUUAUAUCAUUGAGAAAGGAGUGUGUUACCUGGUUCUUUGCGAAGCUGUCUUCCCCAAAAAGCUGGCCUUCGCUUACCUGGAGGAUUUGCACUCGGAAUUUGAUGAACAGCAUGGAAAGAAGGUGCCCACAGUGUCGAGGCCCUAUUCUUUCAUUGAGUUCGACACUUACAUCCAGAAAACCAAGAAACUUUAUAUCGACAGUCGUGCAAGAAGAAACCUUGGUUCCAUCAACACAGAGUUACAGGAUGUCCAGAGGAUCAUGGUAGCCAACAUUGAGGAAGUCUUACAGCGAGGCGAGGCACUUUCAGCUCUUGAUUCCAAGGCUAACAACCUGUCCAGUUUGUCCAAGAAAUAUCGCCAGGACGCAAAAUAUCUGAACAUGCGCUCCACCUACGCCAAGCUUGCUGCUGUUGCUGUGUUUUUUAUCAUGCUGAUUGUCUAUGUCCGGUUCUGGUGGCUGUAAAUAGUUACCAGGCACCCAAAAGGGAAAACUGUUAGCAUAGCAGGUGCAUAGUUGCAAGAGGCCAAGAUCCCAGGACUAUAUAUCGGAAUCACCAUGGGUGUAUCUUGUGGUGAAGAUUGCUGCUCCUCUCCAGUGAAUCAGUUCCAAAAUAUCUGAGCCUUUUGAAGGAUUUGCAUCUAGAAAUGAUACACUUGAGAGAGAAAACCAAUACCCUAUGCGUCCUCAUUCCCAGUAGCAGUGCUUUGAUCAGGUAAGCUCUUUUGAUUCCUUUUGUUUACUCCAGCACUCGCUUAAAGCAGUAGAGUGCGAUCCCUUUGGUUCCUGUACACCAAAGUCUAGCCCUAAUAGGAUAAAGGAGUCGCCAAAGGAACGAUUCCCUAGGCCAACUCAGCUAUUAUUUUAAUUGAGGAAUCUGGGGUCCGCGCACGCUUUACUUGAACAGAAAUGUCUGUUUGAAGGCGAAGUCUUUAAUGUAUAUAACCGUGUUAGUUUUCAGAUUGUCCAGUUAGUGCUGAAUUUUCACUAUGAAAUAUCUCGGCUCGUCAUACUUUGAACCCAGCUAAGUAGACAUGGUAUUCUGCCUUACCGGACUGCGUCCAAGUGCUUAAGUGAAGUGUUGAAAUCAUUGUCUUAGAAUUAAAUUCAGAAUAUGAUCCAUUUUCUCUUCAGAGAAAUCUGUUUGGGAACCUUAACGAAAACUAGACGUUCUCUGUACAUGUUAGGAGCAGUUGCUGAAGAAUCGUCUGUUGCAUUUUGAUUCUUUAAAGUAAAUGGCAUUGUUUUGUCAAGCUGUCUCCUCCAUACACAUACUUUCCAACAAGGCCCUCUGAACACCCCAACUUAAAAAGCUCCACAGAGGUACAGGCCUCAUCUCGAGAGCUUGAUAGUUUGUCUCCUGGGGGAAAAAUAGUUUCCUUAUCAGUCUCCUAGAUCUUGGUCUGUUUUCUGCACCUGUAAGGUAGAAAAAAUGUCAUUUCUGUGGUCCGGAACUUCUCUGUGCAGACUAAGGUUUGUAAAGUCCUCUUUGAGGAUGGGUCUGUGUUCUGUAAGUGAAAGGGCCUUCGAACAUUCGUGUAGUCUGAAAAGCAAAUACAUUGUGUUCCUAGAUGGGAAAUAGUGGAACUGCCUUCCUGGGUACUGUUAUAAUACCUGAGGCAAGGUAGGAGGCUGGGUUUUGUGGUAGCAAAUCUAGCCCUGACUUCUGGAUGAGGGCGGCUGGCUGGCAGAUUCUGCCGAAUCCCUGAAAGCUUUAUUUCAACUGACCUUAUGACGUGUAGAAGUCUCUACAUGACUUGAAAUGUUGGACAGAAAUGCAGGCAGUAUUUCUUGAUUAAAGUGCUCCCCAGCGUUGACUGACAAGUUGUGAGGCAAGUUUGCUACAGUUCUCAAAUAUUAGCAGUGAAACAAGCACAUUAAAGUGAAUCUUUGCA